UGAACGGUAAGGUAGAUGAUAUAGCACGACAUCUUCUUGAUGUUCUGCAAAUAAUGGCUCCACAUAGGUCUUUCACAUCUACUUCUCAUGCCAAGUAUUUGUUGGCUUCUUCAUACAAAAGGAGAGCUUAUCCCUCUCAGAGUCUCAGGUUUGACUAGGGAGACCCAACGGAGACCAUCUAUUUGCCUUGGUGAUGGAUGGAUUGACACGACAAAUUUAAGGUGAGGUGUCAUGGUGUAUGUUGUUCGCGGAUGACAUAGUCUUGCUAGACGAGACUCGCAGCGGAGUCAACUCUAAGCUAGAAGAUUGGAGACAAACGUUAGAGUCUAAAGGAUUCAAGUUGAGUAGGACCAAAACAGAGUACUUGGAGUGCAAGUUCAGUGGUGUACCUCAGGAGGCUGACGUGGAAGUGAAGUUUGGUACUCAGGUCAUUCAAAAGAAAGGAAGUUUCAAGUAUCUUGGGUCUAUUUUACAAGAAAAUGGGGAUAUUGACGAUGAUGUCACACAUCGUAUUGGUGCAGGAUGGUUGAAAUGGAGGCUCGCUUCCAGAGUGCUGUGUGGCAAGAAAGUGCCACCAAAACUUAAGGGUAAGUUCUACAAAGUGGUGGUUAGACCGACUCUGUUGUACGGGGCAGAGUGUUGGCCAGUCAAGAACUCUCACGUGCAGAAGAUGAAAGUCGCGGAAAUGAGAAUGCUGCGGUGGAUGUGUGGGCACACUAGGAGAGAUAGGAUCAGGAAUGAGGACAUCAGGGACAAGGUGGGAGUGGCAUCGGUGGAGGACAAGAUGCGAGAAGCGAGGUUGAGAUGGUUUUGGCAUGUGAAGAGGAGAGGCAUAGAUGCCCCAGUGCAGAGGUGUGAGAGGUUGGCUUUGGACGGUUUUAGGAGAGGUAGAGGAAGGCCAAAGAAAUAUUGGGGAGAGGUGAUUAGGCAGGACUUGGCGUUGUUUCAGAUUACCGAGGACAUGACCUUAGAUAGGAGGUUGUGGAGGGCUCAGAUUAGGGUAGAAGGCUAGUAGGUAGUCUCGCUUUUCUGUCGCACUAGUAGCUAGGCGUAGCUUUGCUCUACUUUUUAUUGUCCUAUGUUUCCUGCUUUUAUGUGUUGGUCUUGUCUCUCCAUGCUGUUUUAUCAUGAC
Messenger RNA from Lycium barbarum (goji berry), 1132 nucleotides. RefSeq lists its product as uncharacterized. NCBI's taxonomy places the organism in Eukaryota, Viridiplantae, Streptophyta, Magnoliopsida, Solanales, Solanaceae. The record is from RefSeq and is a predicted model, not a curated record. The transcript is spliced from 2 exons. The coding region runs from base 239 to 1012 and encodes 257 amino acids.